AAGAUAGAACUCGCUGCGAGAGGAAGCACAAGGUUAGGAGCCUCUUCGUUCGGUGUUUCCCUUCUCGUGUUUAAGACGAAUAAUACGGCAGUUCGCUCGCCAUCCUUGUGGGACUUCGUUUAGGAAAACGCCAGGUGUUUCAAAGGAUUCGACGGUUCGUUCGCCGAGGUAAAUGUUGCACAGACGUGGACCCUGGCGAAUCGGUCAAGCGAUACUGAAGAAGACUAAAGAAAAUAAAGGAGAAGAAAAAAGAUGGAGAAGGAUGGUAGGCGGACCAGAGAAACCCGAAAUGGAGUAAUCAAAAGGACUGACUGUCUCGACCGAUAAAGAAAUAAGAAAACAAAGGAAAGACUCUAAGAAAAGAGGUUCAGAGAGAGAGAGAGAGAGAGAUAGAGAGAAAGCAUCAAUGAGCCAAGGCAGAAGUGGAGACCCGACGUCCCGAAGAGAAGGGCCGAGGAGGCGCUGAAGAUCGGGGACGAAAAAGCGCGGGAAAAAAAACAUCGUUCGAACUAAAUGCGCACGCUAGGCUCCCCGACGACGCAGCUGCGCACGAGGGCCUGAUCCGUGGCGAUCGUGGGGGCUGAGUGAUCCAUGGCGCGGGACUGCGAGUGAUCCAAGCGAGGGCUGAGCCAGGUGUCAUGGCGGCGGCCCCUCUGCGGCGUCUGUGUGUUCCUGCGAGAGGCGGCCUGGAUCCAAGAUGAUACUGCCACCCUAAGUUCUGACUUUUGAACACGAUCUGAAAAAAUAAUAACUAUUAAUAAAUACGAUAACCCAUAGUAAUACCAAUAAUAGUAAUACUAAUACUAAUAAUUGUUAUCAAUAAAAUAACAAUAAUAUUAAUAACUAUGAUAAUAUAAUAAUAUCAAUAAUGAUAAUAAUAGUAGUAAUUAUACGAUAAUAAUAACGGUAGUAACGAUAAAGAUGGCUGUUUAGAUUUUGAUUUCGUAACCGUCAGUGAUUUUUCGCUACCUCAGGGAGUUUUCCUCUUCUCAUUUCCCUCAAAGUUUGCGUUCGUGUGAUGGUUGCAGCUGGAGGAUCGUCCGCGUCCCUAACUCGGUGAUGGUGAUGCAGUGACGCUCUCACAAUAAUCGUACAGAAAUGUCAUUAAGGACAACCUGGGCCUCUAAGUUUGAAUAUCUGGCGGAAAGGCGGACAUUAUCACUCUUUGCGCUGUCGGUGCGAGGCAGAUCUCCCUCUCUCCAGCCUGCGAGCUGCGGCCACGAGACGAGAUAACAGUGAUCGAUCAUGUUAUUACCUCACAAGGCUUGUGGCAGAACUCAGACUUUGGCGAGUCUUCCCUUCCGGAGAUAGAGGCCCGGGCCGCCAUGUGACGUGCCGUGGCUGCCCGCUCGCUCUCUCCGCCACCUUCACUCUUCUCCGCGAACUCAGCAUCCGGAUACUCUCUGGUCUCCUCGAAGUACUCUCUGCUGCUGCUCUCUUGCAGGAAGAAAGCUUCAGUUCUAUUAUCCGCUGUUGCGUGCCGUUGUGUGGAAAGUUCGUUGUGCUUUGAUAAGACCAAACUCACUCUGCGAAGUCACUCAUGCUCACGCCACAGCCCUCCUGUAGGCACCAAGGCACCCCGCGCCCCCCGUCGCUCCCUCGCUUGCUCCUGAAGAGGCAGCGGCCCCUCGGGACGUAGCCGCUCCCUCUGCCCCGGACUUUCUCUCCUUCCUCGCGCUCGUGGGUCGCCUCGGGCCGCGUGAUGGUGGGAGCUCCGGGCCUGGACGGCGGCUUGCUCAGCGGCGCCGACGGAGCGGUCAUGGGCGGCGACACCGUGGAGGACGAGGUGGACCUCGGCUCCAUCCCUCUGCUGGAGACGCCCCCUGGCGAGCAGCCGCCGCCCUCGCCGCGCCUGCUCGGCUACAGCGGAGCCUACGGCGCCAACGGUGGCUACGGCCCCGGCUACGGCAACGGCUACCCCGCCUAUGGAGGGGGAGAGCUGGUCAUGCUGGCCGGCGGCGCCCACGUGGGCGUGGAGAGCCUGGCACAGGCGGCGGUCAUCCUGGUCAUCGGCGUCGCCAUCAUAAUCUCCAACAUCAUCGUCUUGGCCACGUUCAUCACCAUGCCAGGCCCAAAGGACGUGAUCAUGUACUACCUCAUGUCCCUGGGGGUGUCCGACCUGGUCGCGGGCGUGGUGGUGGUGCCCCUCAGCGUGUAUCCGGCCCUGGUCCAGCGCUGGGUGUAUGGCGACGCCGUCUGUGGCCUGGCCGGAUACCUUGAGACGACGCUCUGGUUCGCCCAGCUGUGCACCUUCAUGUGGAUCAGUGUGGACCGGUACCUGGCCAUCAGGAAGCCUCUCAGGUACGAGACGGUGCAGACGAAGACGCGGUGCCAGUGCUGGGUUGUGUUCACGUGGAUCACCUCCAUGAUGUUGUGUUGCCCGCCGCUGCUGGGCUUCAACAACUCUUCCCACUGGGACUCCGAGGCUUUUGUGUGCUGGCUGGACUGGGGCAGCAUGAUAGCGUACGCGUUCACUCUCGUUCCCAUGGUGCUGGGACCUACACUCAUCACCCUCUUCUACACCUACGGCUACAUCUUCAACACCAUGCGCAGGCUCAAAACUUGCGUGGUGGGACAGGACAAGGAGUUUAUCACCGCACUCACCUCGAACCUGGCGAACCCCGACCAUGCCAUGUCUUUCGUGCUGGUGCUCACUUUCUGGCUCUCGUGGGGGCCGUGCGUGGGGGUGAGGACCUACGAGUACCUCACGGGCCACCAUAUCGACGUGAGGUUUCUUCACUUCGCCGUCUUCUGGCUCGGAGCGCUCAACUCGUGCUGGAAAUCCAUUAUCUACAUCGCCAUGAGCCCGAAGUUCCGCCGCGGCCUCAAGCUCUUCUGCCUCUCCCUAUGUUGCCAGCGGAAGGCGCGGAAUGCCGAACUCAUCAUGGACUACUAGAUCACCCAGGACUUCCGUGUAUAAUUCUCUUCCAUGUGUUCCCGUAACUUUAGCGAGUAACGAUGCUUUUCUAGCGUGUGAAGUUGUGUUAGUGAGGAGCCGUAGAAGACAGGUCGCGGGUGAAUGCAUUUAAUGCUCAAUCGAUAAAGUCGAGCACUGGUGGACUGCUGUGCGGGGCUGCGAUCAGUGCUAACUGGAUCAAAAGAUAGGAUUUUUUGUACUUGACAAUCUUAGAAUGAAUGUUAGUGUGUUUAGACUUCGCUGCUGCCGGUCCCACUUCCAGGGGGCUGGCGAGCAUUACACAUUGUUGUCUCUUGUACUGUCCGUUCUUGUUGGGGUGUCUGCGUGUGGUAGACAGGCUUUAGGGUUUCAGAAACAUAUCAGUGUCUCAGAUAUAGCCGCGUCCAGAUGAAAAAAAGAACAUUUAUGCGCGAAUGUCUGCAUAUACAAUAUAUAUAUAUUCUUCUUUUUCUUUGAAUUUUCGAGUGGGUUUUUAUUUCCUCCAUUCUCCUUACCACAUGCUUCUAGUUUAUUGUUCACCUGUGUAUACUUUCUUACAAUAUGAUGUGAUUAUGAUUCAGGUAUGAUAUGCGUUUAUAUAAAGGUACGUGUCCUACGCUAAUAGUGAAAGACUUUUAUGUAACUGCUGAUCUCCACCUAUUGGACACGACUGCUCGGAAGUCAGAAGAAAAGAAAAAAAAAUCAAGAUACUUUAGCACUGCAUUAAUUCCGUGGUUGUUUUUCCUACAUUUCUGUGAAAGGAGAAAUGGUGAUAGUGAAACAUGGCAACGUUUUCUUAAGGAGUUUUCGAUGAUUUAACUCAAAUCAACUCAAUUCGAUUAUUAAAUGGUUUCCCUGUUUCUUUUUGUUGCUAAAUACUAUACAAAAUCGGUCUGUCAAUGCAUUUGUAAUCGUUCAUUCACACAUUCGCUGCACGUGCACACACGCGCGC
Penaeus vannamei (Pacific white shrimp) is the source of this 3848-nucleotide messenger RNA. Its product is annotated as probable G-protein coupled receptor 21. Gene Ontology annotation, molecular function: G protein-coupled photoreceptor activity. Gene Ontology annotation, cellular component: plasma membrane. Gene Ontology annotation, biological process: cellular response to light stimulus; G protein-coupled receptor signaling pathway; phototransduction. Lineage: Eukaryota; Metazoa; Arthropoda; Malacostraca; Decapoda; Penaeidae. The record is from RefSeq and is a predicted model, not a curated record.